Symbiodinium sp. CCMP2592 is the source of this 2307-nucleotide messenger RNA. Lineage: Eukaryota; Dinophyceae; Suessiales; Symbiodiniaceae. The record is from the annotation of a GenBank genome assembly.
AUGAUGUUGGCUCGGCUUGCGAAGCAACGAUCCAUUUACAUCGUUCUGGGCAGCGUGGAGGAGCGGUGUGAGGCGCCCGAGGAGCGGGUCUACGACACUUGCGUGACUUUUGAUCCCUCGGGAGACUUUCGACAGCACCGAAAGGGCAGCGGAGCUUUCGCGAGCUUCGAGAUGGACGGCGUGGGAGUCGUAGGGCUCCUGAUCGGAAGCGAGGUCGAGGACCCCCAGAAGUGGUCGCAGCUGCUGGCUCUCUCCCCUUCGCUACUGCUAAAUCCCUGCUCGGCCCCCUUGCAGCUGGACCAGGCCCUGGCCAAGGCGCACCCGGAGUUGCAAGUGGCGGCCUGGCAUCAAGGCUUCAGGUGGAUCGAGUCGUUGGUGGCGGCACGGCUUCGGGGCGUCGGAAGGCAGCCUGUGGCCUUCGUCCGGGUAGAUGCGCCUCUGCGUCAAGGUGGUGCCGGGCAAUCGCUGCUGGUGGAAUCGCACCGAUCUAUCCUUUGCCCAAGCUGGGAUCCGUGCACCUUCGUUCUGGAGCCAACCCUCACUGUCGAGGAGUUUGCUUCUCGGAAGUUGCCCAAGUGGCGGGAGCUGACUACAGAGGAGAUUCUUUCGACCAAGGACCGGGAACUCCUAAAGCUGGACCGCGUGGAGACGGGGCCCCGCUACCACGUUUGGACGUUUACGAAGAAUGCGGCCUUGUCGGCGUCUGCAAGCGACUGGACGGGUCUCUGGGAUCCGGCCGAGGAAGAGGUGCCUCCAGACCAUCUUACGGAGGCAGAAAAGGGGUGCAUGCAGCGCAACGCCUCGGCACUCCUGCUUCCACUCCGGAGUCCGGACAGACCACUCUAUGUGAUCGCCGAGAGAGGUGGCCUCAUCACUCUUUGGGACCUUCGCCAUCGCUGUGCCUGGCAGAGCUUCCGCGUGAGUGCGGAGGCAUCACCUCUUAGGCGACGUUCCUUGGUUUCCGGGCGGGGAGUCGAGGCCUCCCUCGGGCUGCAGGUUGCAGCUCUGGGGCCAGGCGGGCCAGGCGGGCCAGGGGCUGCAGGAAGCCACUUCGCAGUGGCAGGGAGCCUUCCAAGCGGAGCGCUCCUUUUUCAGCUCUUCGAAGUUCGAAGUGUCGGUCCUGAGCGUGUGCAGCAGCUGCAGCAGCUGCAGCUCUCUCCGGUAGAGCUGCCGUGGCAUCAGUGGCGGUCGAGUGUCGGCGCGUCCCUCGAUCCCUUGGUGGAAGUCCGCUUCGUUUGUGCUGGCCCCCAGGGCCCGCAGGGCUCGACGACGCUUGUGGCCAUUGCUGCGGCGGAAGGCCGACCCGAAGUCGCGCUGCUGCUGGACUUGGAAGGCUGCUCCGUGAAGGUGAUUGAUGUGUACCGCGGUGGGCCGCCGCCAAGGUCCAACUGGACGGACGAGGCGUUCUUUCCCAGGCUUGGGCCGGCCCCGGCCCCGCCGCUCAGGGAGGCCCAGGAGGCUGAGACAGCAGAGAUGGACAGGCUGGUGAUGGUCACGAGCUUCGAGGGUCAGAGCUUCCAAGAGGACCGUUUCAACGACCGGAGUUCGGGAUUGCUGUGUUUGUGGAAGAGCAACCGGCUAUGCAUUUUGAGCUUCUCUGACUGGAGGGUCUAUGAUCAGAUGCUAUUGGGUGACUCCGCAUCAAGGCAGACUCGCAUGGACAGACCCCUCUGCGCUGCCCUCCUCCCCACUGGUGAUGCUAGCAGCGGAGGCUGUGGUCUGGUCGUCUCCUAUGCCUCCAUGAUCAUACGAUGGUGGCAGGUAUCUCUACAUACCAAAAUCCAGCAGGCUUGCCUGGUGCUUCAUUAUCCUGUGACUCAUUUGGCCGCAUCGAGCUGUGAGAAGAGUCCGUUACAGAAACAUGAGGCCAGGGAUACCAGGGCCAGGGCGAGAGAAACGGCGAGUCACACGGUCACGGGGCGGAGCUCCUCCAAAGCACGCGAGAGCCGCAGCAGCCGUGGCAGCAGCCGUGGCAGCAGCCGUGGGCGCUGCGGCUCAAGUCCCGCCUUGGAGGCCCACAGCGGAGCCGUCGCUCUGGCCGAGUUUUCGGAGCUCGGUUUGAGGGAGAGCAGUGGCCGCAUCCUCGUAGCAGCCAUGGACGAGACCCGAGCUGUGAGCCUCUUUCUUGGCCACGGUGCAAGCAUCGAACGUGUGUACCGCGUGGAUGCAACCUGGGGUACCUCCGUCGUGGAUGGGAUCUGGAUCAUGGACACACACUUCGCACUUCUGCUGAGGAGCGGCGAGGUCCGGCACAUCGAGUUCGACUUCAACGGAGAGCUAAUGGCCAUUGGAGAGAUCUUCGCUUGA